Molecule: messenger RNA, 1094 nt
Organism: Aplysia californica (California sea hare)
Lineage: Eukaryota; Metazoa; Mollusca; Gastropoda; Aplysiida; Aplysiidae
Product: adenosine receptor A1-like
Exons: 2
Coding region: 12-1094 (360 amino acids)
Biological process (GO): G protein-coupled receptor signaling pathway
Cellular component (GO): membrane
Molecular function (GO): G protein-coupled receptor activity
Source: RefSeq, a predicted model, not a curated record
UCCCACCCAGAAUGCCGAUUUCAAAUUUAUUAUUGUGGGUGACGAAUUCAACUUAUUCCCGCAAUGAGAGCGUUAAUUUGGCAAUAACGACCUCAUCACUUGAGUUACAUUAUGUAAAAAUCGUUAGCGACGAGCAGUGGUACAUUGUCCAAGUGGUCAACUUGGUGGUCAUCUCUGGUCUCCUCAGUCUGUUCGGCGUGGCCUCCAACAUCAUCAAUAUUGUGGUGUUUGCCAAGCAAGGCUUUCAGGACAGCAUGAACAUCAGCCUCAUGGGCCUCGCUGUGUCUGACCUGUGCUCCCUGCUGACCAUGAUAUGGAUAAGUAUAUGCAUGAACCCACUUUUCUACCUCUCUGAUUUGCGCUUUGACCCAAGGGAUAUCAUGUACCUCACGGGAUCCGCACCUCAUUACCUCUUUGUCAAAAUUGCCACUUUUAUCACCGCCUUCAUCACCUUUGAACGAUGUCUGUGCAUUGCUGUCCCUCUGAAGGUGAAGACGAUCAUCACACCGGAAAGGACAAAGACAAUUAUUAUCUCUAUCUACGUUGCUAUGGUUGUUUUGCUUAUCCCGUUCUGCCUUGGAAACAGACUUGAAUGGGUUUUUGAUUUCACCAGGAAUACUACGGUUCUAAAAACGACCUACACAGCCGAGAGAGAAAUGCUAGAAGCCAUUACGUAUCUAACCCAAGGCGUAUUUGCUACAACGUUUUCUUUCAUAUUCGUCUUCUGUUGCACCGUCGUUCUUGUCGUCAAACUCAACAGUAAAACAAAAUGGCGACAGGCCACUGCAGCCAAGUCUGAUCUUGCAGCGGAAGGAGUUGGGGUCAAAGACCGGAAGGUUGUCAAGAUGGUGACCCUCAUUGCUGCCAUUUUCAUCGUCUGUGCCGUACCUCCACCGCUCCUAUUUUUCUAUAUGUUGUUUGACCAAGAUUUCCGCAUUGACGGUGUCUAUCGAAAUCUCUAUCUUGCCGUUUGGUCUUCAUCAUUUCUAACAGAAACAGUCAACUCCAGCGUGAACAUAUUUGUGUAUCUGAAAAUGAGUUCAAAAUACCGAGCUGUGUUUAUGAAAACAUUCUUGAACAACCAAGAAAAGUGA